AUGAGCUCCAAGACCAAAGUCCUCUUUGUCCUCACAUCCGCGAAGCAAGGAUGGUAUCUCCCCGAGUUCGCCCACCCCUACCAAGUGCUGGAGAAGCACAUUGAAGUCACAAUCGCCUCCCCACUGGGCCACAGCGUGGUAGACCCGAUCUCGGUGCGACUAUUCAAAGACGACGCGUACUGUCAAGAAUUCUUCGCGACCAAGAAAGACCUCUGGACGAGCACGGCGCUCCUGUCGUCCUACGCGGGCCGCGCCAGCGAGUUCGACAUGAUCUUCAUCGUCGGCGGCUUCGGGCCCAUGUGGGAUCUGGCCACGGACGAGACGUCAAUCGGGCUGAUCAAGGACUUCUACGAGGCCGGCAAGUACGUCGUCGGCCUGUGCCAUGGCGCCGCCGCCUUCGUCAACGUCAAGCUCUCCGACGGCUCGUAUUUGCUCAAGGGCCACCCCGUCACCGGCUUCAGUGAUCUCGAGGAGGAGCAGGCCAUUGCGACUAAGGUCGCGCCGGAUGGCAUUCCGUUUGAUCUGCAGAAGCAGCUGAACGAGCGCAGUGGUGGACUGUAUGAGAAAAAUCCCGAGGCGUGGCAGCCUCAUGUUGUUGUCGCGACGCCCAAGUUGAUCUUUGGUCAGAAUCCUAACAGUGCGCAUCCGCUGUCUGUUAAGGUUCUGGAGAUCCUUCAGGGAAAGAGCUGA
Exophiala bonariae is the source of this 690-nucleotide messenger RNA. RefSeq lists its product as uncharacterized. The coding region runs from base 1 to 690 and encodes 229 amino acids. NCBI's taxonomy places the organism in Eukaryota, Fungi, Ascomycota, Eurotiomycetes, Chaetothyriales, Herpotrichiellaceae. The transcript has 2 exons. Gene Ontology annotation, molecular function: glyoxalase III activity. The record is from RefSeq and is a predicted model, not a curated record. Gene Ontology annotation, cellular component: cytoplasm.